GAAGUCAAGUGGCACUUUCACAGCACUGACAAACUGACAUUUAGAGAUGCCUUCACUGGUUUUGUGACAGCGGACAGCGCCGGGUCUGAUGGGGGCGUGAAGUUUACCGGCUGCCGGCUGUAACCCGGAGAAGCAACAGGAGGUUGAGGUGGACGAACAUGGCGGACAGAUGCAGGCUUCCAGCUGCCAAGUAAACGUUGGGCAAAGCGAAACUGAAGACGAAGGACUGCUGCCGGGUGACUCGUCACGUAUUUCAGCGUUACAUGGAUAGCUGGGUCCCAACAGGACUGUAAAAAGCCCUCCGCUAAAGCCGUAUGGCGUCCACCCAAGCCCGGAUAGGCCAGCAGGCCUUGGUGGUGCUGGAUGUGGCUCUGCGAGUUCCAUGUAUUUUUAUUAUCGACGCCAUUUUUAACUCUUACUACGACCCUGGCUCGGGCUGGGCCGGGGCGAUGGGGAAGGUGUUUGUCAGAGUCAUGGGUGUCCUCAUCUCCACUGUGGUGCUGCUGCUUUCUCAGAAAGCCUUGUUUAAGUUCUACACUCUAUUCUUUGCUGUCCUCCUUGGCAUGGCAGCAGUCCUCAUAAACUACUACGCCACCUCCCACAUGGACUUCUACAACGCCUACUACAAAGCAGCGUUGGGCUUCAGGUUGCUGCCUAGAAACGGGCCGACGCUGUGGCUGGGCAUGGCCGCCGUCCAGCUCGUCUUUGGGAUUGGCUAUGUGUUCUUGCUUAACCUCCAGUCGGUGUUUGCUGCGCUGGUGGUCCUGGACAUCAUGAUUCCUCUGUGGGGGCUGAUGAUUGAACUUCCUGCAGAUGUCAGGCAUCUGGUGGCAAUGUUCUCGGGCCUGGUGCUGGCUCUCAGCACAGCCGUUUGCCUCGCCACGAGGCUCAAAUGGUUCUACUAUUCAUGCCGGUACGUCUACCUGCUCGUACGGCACAUGUACAGGAUCUACGGACUCCAGCUGCUGCUGGAAGACACGUGGAAGAGGAUCAGGUUCCCUGAUGUGCUUCGAGUGUUCUGGCUGACCCGGGUAACAGCCCAGGCACUGAUACUGGUUUACGUGGUGCAGGCGGUGGGGAGAGAGAGCGGAGAUGCCACAGGUGGAGCUGCAGAUGGGAGCUCUGAUGCACAGGGUUACCUGCUGAGCUGGGAUGUGUUCUGGGAUCUCACGAGUAACCUGAUCAUCUCCGGCUGCGACUCCACGCUCACUGUGCUGGGGAUGAGUGCUGUUAUCUCCUCUGUUGCACAUUACCUGGGUCUCAGCAUCCUGGCUUUCAUAGGUUCGACUGAGGAGGAGGACAAGCGGUUGGGCUUUGUGGCUCCUGUCCUGUUUUUCAUCCUGGCUCUUCAGACUGGCCUCAGCAGCCUGGAACCUGAGGAACGUCUGGUCCGCCUAAGCCGGAACAUGUGCCUUCUGCUGACCGCCAUCCUGCACUUCAUUCAUGGCAUGACUGACCCCGUCCUCAUGUCUCUCAGCGCUUCCCAUGUCUCCUCUUUUCGGCGGCAUUUCCCCGUCCUGCUGGUGUCCCUGGCGCUCUUUGUACUCCCCGUGGUGCUCAGCUACGCCCUCUGGCAUCACUACGUCCUCAACACCUGGCUCUUUGCCGUCACCGCCUUCUGUGUUGAGCUCUGCCUCAAGGUGGUUGUGUCUUUGACCGUCUACGGCCUCUUCAUGGCUGACGGAUUCUCCAAUGUCCUGUGGGAGAAGCUGGAUGACUACGUCUACUACGUGCGCUCCACGGGCAACAUCAUCGAGUUCCUGUUCGGCGUCAUCAUGUUCGGAAAUGGCGCCUACACCAUGAUGUUCGAGACGGGCAGCAAGAUCCGCGCCUGCAUGAUGUGCCUGCACGCUUACUUUAACAUCUACCUGCAGGCCAAGAACGGCUGGAAAACGUUCAUCAACCGCCGCACUGCCGUCAAGAAGAUCAACUCCCUGCCGGAGGUGCGCGGUGACCAGCUGAGGAACAUCGAGGACGUGUGCGCCAUCUGUUAUCAGGAGUUCGCCACCUCAGCCCGCCUCACGCCCUGCCACCACUACUUCCAUGCACUGUGCCUGAGGAAGUGGCUCUACAUCCAGGACACGUGCCCCAUGUGCCACCAGAAAGUUUACGUUGAGGAGGAGAGUAGAGACAGAGCCGCCUUUUCCAAUAACAACGGGGGCUACGCUCCGCAGCAGGAUGCCGCCGCUGCGGGCCCGCCGGCACCGGGGGAUAACCAGCGAGGACAGCCGGCUGCAGAGAUGCAGGCCAAUGGAGUGGCAGUUGGCGCGCAGGCCGCAGGAGGAGCGGCGGCGCUGGACCACGAUCUGCUGGAGGACAAUGACAGCAUAGAGUAUGACGAAGACGAGUGGGGGACUCAGAACGGCAGCGCGCUGAUAGAAGAAGACUAUAUCAAUGAUGACACAGACUCCACAGAGGACUGACGACAGAAGAGCUAUAGAUAAAUAAACAUCUAUCUUUAUUAUAUUUAAGUUAAGAAAUGAUAAAAGACAUCUUAAGCAUCUUAAUUUGCUCUUGAAAAAUGUCAGGGAUGUCUUUCUUGUUAGUUUCUUUACGUUUUUGAGUUUUACUCUACAAGGGCUCGUGGAAAGAGUAACUGCUGCUCUUGGUGUGUGUGUGUGUGUGUGUGUGUGUGUGUGUGUGUGUG
This is a messenger RNA of Maylandia zebra (zebra mbuna), 2647 nucleotides long. RefSeq names its product E3 ubiquitin-protein ligase RNF139. Gene Ontology annotation, biological process: proteasome-mediated ubiquitin-dependent protein catabolic process; ERAD pathway. Gene Ontology annotation, molecular function: zinc ion binding; ubiquitin protein ligase activity. Gene Ontology annotation, cellular component: Derlin-1 retrotranslocation complex; endomembrane system. Lineage: Eukaryota; Metazoa; Chordata; Actinopteri; Cichliformes; Cichlidae. The record is from RefSeq and is a predicted model, not a curated record.